Messenger RNA from Coffea arabica (coffee), 934 nucleotides. The record is from RefSeq and is a predicted model, not a curated record. NCBI's taxonomy places the organism in Eukaryota, Viridiplantae, Streptophyta, Magnoliopsida, Gentianales, Rubiaceae.
AGCUCAUCAAGGCAAAGAUUUGGCUUCUCGAGGUAGAGAGUUUGCUCAAGGGACUACUAUAUCAUACUAUCACUGUCAUCAAGGUCUCCAGCAAGGAUCAGAUCCAUGCCCUCAACGAGGAGCUAAAUAACUUCGAAAAAAUUUUCAGAAGGUCUACCGAGUACUAGAAGCAGAUCAUAGCAAUUUGGCAAAGAAGUGGUCAGGGAGUUAGCAUCGCUCGCGUCAUCCUUUGGUGUCAAAGAAAUCACAAGUUACGGGGGCUGUACCAUUAUAUAUGGGACGGCAACUUCUGAAGGUGGCAGUGAUCGGAGCUGGUGUUUCGGGCCUUUUGACAGCCCGAGAGCUUCAAAAAGAAGGCCAGCAGAUUGUGGUCUAUGAGAAAUCAAACCAAAUUGGUGGUUUGUGGGUGUACGAUCCUGAAGUCGAGACUGAUCCACUUGGCCUCGACCCUAAUAGAAGAAUCGUUCAUAGCAGCAUUUACGAUUCACUUCGGACAAAUCUACCUACGCAACUUAUGGAAUUUACAGAUUACUCCUUCACAAUCGAGAAAAAUGUCGUUUCUGUUAAGCAAAAGAAUGGUAUGUGGGUUGUUGAGUCGAAAACAAAUGGCGAUGAUCAAUUCAAGAAAGAAGAACAUUUCGACAUGGUCGUGGUUUGUAAUGGUCAUAACACUCAGCCAAAAUUAGUAAAUGCUCCAGGAAUUAAAAAGUGGCCCGGAAAACAAAUUCAUAGUCACAACUAUCGUGUUCCUGAGCCUUACAAGGAUCAGGUUGUAGUUGUGAUUGGUCACGGGCCAAGUGGCUUCGAUAUAGCCUUCGACAUUGCCAAGGUAGCCAAAGAAGUUCAUGUUUCAUCAAGAUGCCCACAAGUUGAAGUCAGAAAACUCGAGACCUACAAAAAUGUAUGGCAGCAUCCAAAGGUGCCCACCAGAUAG